Messenger RNA from Ruditapes philippinarum (Manila clam), 5129 nucleotides. Its product is annotated as coadhesin-like. Gene Ontology annotation, molecular function: protein binding. Bases 927 to 2291 code for a protein of 454 amino acids. The transcript is spliced from 5 exons. The record is from RefSeq and is a predicted model, not a curated record. NCBI's taxonomy places the organism in Eukaryota, Metazoa, Mollusca, Bivalvia, Venerida, Veneridae.
CUAUCAAAAAUUUUCAAAAAUGUUGUUAUUCUUCCAUGAAAUACUGAGAAAUAUGGUGGCUGAUUUCUGCCAUUUCGUGUCUUUGCCCCUCUAAAACUAUGAUAUGCUCAUUUGUCAACGACAUGUGAGGAAUACGAUAUAUCUAAGGCGAAAUAACGAUAUUUUCACAGGCGAAGACACGAUAUAUCUUUCUGUAAAGUUAUGAUGUCGACGGGUAAAAAUAUUCGUAUUGGCAUACGCAUUGCAAAUUUUGGCAUACCAGAACCCACGACGGAAAGAAAAAUAUUUCGAUAAAGACUGCAUAAAAAUCCGAACAAAGUGGGUAAAUAUAGAGGAAAGCCAGGAGGGUAGAAUCACAUUUAGAUUUUCUUAAUAAAAAGCUUUAGAUUUUAUAUAAAUGUUUAAAAAGUUGAAAACUUACCCUGUGACUGACCGAUUUUCUCCUUUGCAUAUCGAGUUAAAGUGCACAUCUGGAUCAGCGGAAAUUCACAUACAUUUUUUACCGGUGCUUAAUUUUGAGAUCAAUAUGGGGUUCCAACCCCGUGGUUUCCUUCUUCUCGUAAAUUACUAUAAAUGAGUGUCAAAAUUUCCUUAUUCUAAUGCGAAAUACACCAUGAUUUUUUUCUAUCAGGUGGAGAUAUCACUGAUAAUAAAACUAAAAGCUAUUGUUGAUAUCAUUGCUUUGAUUAACACAACUGAUAACAUUAUAAAAUGAGUAAACCAAUAUAUUUCCCUAAAUGAUUUUGAUUUUCUGAUUAUUACAUAAUAUGAUUUAGAGUGGAUUCCUGUUUCGAGGAUUAAUAAUUUUACUUCAAUGGACGUUAUUGAAUAUUGGUAUUAUCUAUCAUUUUCUUUCAUAAGAAAAAGGAAAUUUAACUUGAAACAACAAUAUUACUAAUCAUUUGAGAAUUAAAGCAGACACUGUAAUGGAGACAAAAAAGCUAAACGAGCAAGUCAUGAUGAAACGUGUUCACGAUCAUGAGGUCUCUAACGAAUAUUCAAAUUUAACGAUAACAUCAAAUGUUACUGGAGAUAUUCAUAAAGACAAUGAACUAGACGAAUCUGGUCUACAAACUUAUGCUAAUUUAGAGGAGAAGAGAAAUACUACACAGUAUAGUAAAUUAUCCAGCAAUAGUAAACGAGAUACAAAAGUUCAUGAACAUUAUGAGGAAAUAGAAAUUCCAACUGCCGGAACACCCAAACUUAACUGUGACAUUAAGGAAUCUAAAGAAGUCAUUAAAGAAGAGAAAGUGGCCGAACCGACACAGAUACAGAAUGCACUUCUAAAUAUCAACUUCGUAAAGAUCUGUGUGUUGGUUCAAGUGGCCUUGACUCUGUGUUGUUGUGGCAUUGGUGUUUAUGUUCUAACAGUCAUAAAUAAAGACGAAAAUGAUGCUUUACAAGGUAAUGGUGUUUGGGAUGUUUGGGGACAGUGGGAGUCGUGUUCUGUUACAUGUAAUGUUGGGCUGGAAAUAAGACAUCGGCAGUGUUCAAACAAGGAAGAAAAUAGUUAUUAUUGCAGCGGUUCUACAACAGAAUACAGACUUUGUUUGCUACAACCGUGUUCAAUUAGAGCCUGGUUGGAUUGGGGACCCUGGAGUGGCUGUAGCGCUUCUUGUGAUGGUGGACUAAGGUCAAGAUCGAGAGACUUUGACUGGAAUGGAACAUCUAGUGUUGGUCAAUAUUGGCAAGGUGGUGAAUUCACACAAGUACAGAUAUGUGGUCGAAGUGCAUGCUCAGACGGAGGUUGGGCAGUAUGGACAUCGUGGGGAAAUUGUAAUGUGACAUGUGGACGUGGAGUUCAGACUCGAACAAGAACUUGCUCUAACCCUAGCCCAUCUAGUCUUGGUCAAUAUUGUAAGGGUGACUCUUUACAAGUAAAAACAUGCGAGACAAGAUCUUGUACAGUAGGUUUCAAUGUUAACCUGGCAACUGUACAAGCUAGCAGUAAUUUGACGACGAUGAUAUUUACUGACGUUCUAUUUAACAUCGGUAGCGCCUACAACACAUCCACUGGCAUCUUUACAGCUCCUAUGGCAGGACUUUAUCAAUUCAAUGUUCAUAUUUGUACCCAAAAUAGUGGUAAUGAUAUAAAAUAUGCUUUCAUAGUUGAAGGGAAACAAAUAUAUCAUGGCGAGUUGAAAAUAGUGUCCAACGGAACAGAGUGUAUGCCAUUUAGCACCGUGGUGAACGUACAGCAAAAUGGAACAGCGCUUAUACAAGCAGCUUAUUCAAAUAAAGUAUCUGGUAUUAUCAACAUGUUCUCGGGAUACCUUAUCUAUCAGACAUAAACUUACAUUUUGUUGACAUGUGAUAGUCUAAUUUAUUUUUAUUUUUUUUAUUUUUUUCAGCAACAUAGGUUGCCCAUUUAUUUUCCCCGUAAUUGGUGCAGUGGGGUCGGAGAGCCAUCCUCUGCUGUACCUUACAUUAUCAUUUCAUGGCAUAUACCAUCAUAUUAUAUUUAAAACAUUUCAGUGACAUUAAGCUCAUUUUUUUUUCAAUGUCAAGUUGAGUUUUAUUGACUAUAAAUUUCAAUAUUGACAAUAAUAGUGGUGCUUGACAACAUUUGAUAUCAGAAAAAGUUUUGGAUAAAAUAUAUAUCUGCCUAAAACAUAAAGACUGCCCCAUACUUUUAUCAAAUAUAAUUUUUCCUUCUACAGAUAUUUCCAAAAUAGUUUAAUUUAUUUAUUUUGACAAUUGUACCACGUAAUGAAAAUGAAAUAAUUAUUGUGACCACAUAUUUCCGUGUAUGACCAUUAUGCUACGAUUGAUUGUUUUCUAUUAUUUGAAGUAAUAUUAAUGUGUCGCUAACUUCCAACCUUUUGUCUGUUUAUUAAAACAAAUUACUGUGUGACAAAAUGCAAUACACUUAAAACCAUUUAUUUAAUGACUUAAUUGAUUUUAGAGCAAGAUUACCAUGGCACACAGUAUUAAACGUUGGUCUGAUUUAAUUUCCUUGUGAAUAAAAAAAUCUUAAGGUCACAUUUAGUAAGUUCUUAUCGAUAAUGUUUUUAAAGUUUAAAAUUUUUAGAUGGUCUCAUACACCCUCCCCACACACAAACACUUCAAGUUAAAAUUCAUUUUCAGAUAGAUUUUUAAAUGCUUUAAUCAGUUUAAUUUCAUUUUGAUAUGAUUCGUGCAUUUCUUUCAAUAAUUUAGCAUAAUACUGCAAGUUAAAACGAUAACAAUGUCAUACCAUUUUAAUGUUGACCGACUUUUACUUUUUAUUGAUGCCAAAUGCAAGCAAACUAACUUAAUGUAAAGCAAAUGUUCUCCUCAGAUUUCAGUAUGUCAAUGUCCUACUGAGCGCCUUAUGUCAGAACUCCAUGCCAAAGUAACACAGUAUAUUUUACAGCACAUAGCCUUAAACCUUCUCAAUUAUUCUAAAAGAUUAAAUGAAAAAUGAGUGUUACUGUUCGUUUAAGUUUAAUUAUUGGAUAACGUUUUAUCUUUUAAUAUUUAUAAUUGUGGUCAGAAUAUUAUUAUUGAGAAAUUUUCCUGACAUACAUGUUAAAGAUGUAAAAAUAUUCAGAGUUACUUCAAUAGCUAGUGCCUCAAGUUGCUGGAGUCCAAUAUGUGUUGGUGAUUUUGAAAAAAAAAGAGUGCUGUUGUUCUGCGAUAAAAAUUCGCAAAAUGAAGAGCAUGUUGCAAAUCAGUCUUAUUACUAGCUUAUUCUAAAAUAUGUUAAAUAUUGUAUAUAGAAAAUUAUCUUGUGCAACAAAGUACCAGCCAACUAGGUUACGUGUUAUAUAAAUACGUAUCGAAUAAAAGGGUUUACAUUGUUAUAUCUCAGUAAAUGGAUCAUAUAAAGAAUAUGAAUUUCUCUAAAUAACAUAGAUACAAUUUGUUUUACGUUUUUUCUUUUAUUUUCUUAAAGUGUAUUAAACAUAUUUUUACUUCGAGUCCCUCAUCCAUCCUUUAUAACUGUGUCUAGUUUGUCGUUUGUCCCCACGGUUGUUAGUUCCUGCAAAUCGCUUCGAUUUACAUUGCACAGUGAUAAAAUCAGUACAGUAAAGUUUAUUUGUUUCUUAAGGGACAUUACUGCUAAUAUCAUGCUUAGAAUAUUAAAGCAAGUUAUUUCCUUUACAGACAAUGUGAAUCUACAAAAAUAUAAAGUUAUAUUAUCAUAAAAAACAAUAUCAGAUAGAAGAAAAUGCAUACAAUCUAUUUCAGUAAAGUAGAACGUUUCUCAAUAAACAAAAUUCCAUCUGAAUAUCUACCUUGAUUUAUCAAUUAUAAAAUAAACUUUUAAUAUUACCAUUUUUAUCUUUCUUUUGAGCAGAAAUGAUAUAACGCAUUAAUUGCCUGGUUGAUAACUCGCAUGUAUCGAUCUUUAUAUAUAGUUACGUGUUUGUUAAUCUUGGCAUUAUUGAAACUUAAUCUGUCUGGAAGGGCGCAGCUGCUUUGUGGUUGAUGUUAUAUUUUGAAUCUUUACACAGUGCAAAUAUGGUAUGUUAAUUAAUUGAUAUCGUAUUAAAUGAUCAAUUGAUGCUGAUAUAAUCGAUUGAAUAUACCAAAUAAUUUGAAAAAUGGAACGAUCUCAUUGGACAAAAUAUAAUUGUAACCACUAAAUAGCUUUUACAUUGUUAUUAUUACCUUUUAUAACUGAGUAAUAAUUCAUUCUGAUCAGAUAGGAAAAAGUGAAAAACAGGAAAAUGAACAUUUAAUUACCUUCGUCAGAAAUAUCUUUAACAUAACGAUAUCUUAAAUUAUAUUGUUUGUAAUUGAUAGCAGGUCGAUAUUUAUAAUGUCUAGUUGUCAAUUUGGACUUGUUACAACUGUAAAAUUAGUUACAUAGGAAUUAUGGAAGUAACAGUAAUGAGUACGUGUACUCUUCAUAUGACUUAAAUAUUAUUCAAAAUAUCGUAUAUUUGCAAAGAUAUCAUUUGUGGAAUUCUGUUGAAAAUUGUGACAAUUACUUGUCAGAUGAAAGCUUUUCAAAUAUAACAUAAUAGUCAGACAUAUUAGUCAAUUAAAGUUAAAACAGAUUCAAGAUUCGAGUUUUAUUUAUUCAAAUUCUCAUAAACGCCAGUUAUAAUGAUGAUGAGAAUAUAUCGCAAAGAAACUUUACAUAAUAAUCAUAGCAAGAUAUGAAAUACAAUAAUGCAUAAUAAGGUUGGCUAGUAAAU